AUGGCUUUGGUGCCUGGCCUGCCUGGUCUGCCUGCGCAAGCCGGCAUCUUGGGACCAGCUCCACUUGCAUCAGCGGCGUUGCUGACGGAGCCCAUGUACAUUCGACCUGUGGUGGCCUGCCCAUGGUCUUCGGUCGCUUUGGAUGGACCUGGCACCUCCCUGGCCUCGAACCCUGGGAGCUUGGGACAUCCAGAGGUUUGCAGACGGCCGUGCAUCUACUUCUCAGUAUCAUCCUGCACGAACGGGGACCAGUGUGGCUAUUGCCAUAUGCAGCAUGCACAGCGGCCUGCGCAUUUAGACAAGAGGCAGAGGGAGUUGAUGCAGACGCUGAAUACCGGCGAGCUUAUGGCGGUGCUUCUCAGGCAUUUACGCCUGAAGGCCGAGGAGAAGGGCUUUCUCCCUUUGGCUAUGGACGUCUUGGCUAUCCUGGAACGACAUGCAGAAGCACCUACUGCACGCGUGCCGAUGAAAGUGCAGAGCAAGCUCGAUGCCCUGCUGAGCAAGAUGACGUUUGCCGCCCUGAUCGGCAUGGCGCUCCGGCGCAAGGAUGUGGAUCCUGGUUUCGUGCAAGAGAUGAAUCAGGCACCGCUUCGUGGAUUUCCGCACAAAGAUGCAGUCCACAUGGACACGAGGCUGACAGAGCGUCUGCGGGAGCAGACGUUCUCAUCCGUUGAGCCGACGAGGAGGCGCCAACGGGCAGCCAAAGCUCCCAUGGCAGGCCAAGGAGCUUAUGGCUACAACAGCCCGUAUGGCUACGCGUACAGCGGUUACGCCACGCCUGGAGCAGCCACCCGAUCUGCAGCAUCAUCGCCAUACCAAGGCAGCGCCUACAGCCAGUAUGGAGGCGUUCCGACAGAGCUCUACCCGCAGGAGCCUGCAUCAGAGUCGCUCAAGAUUUACAGUGACCUCUUUGAAGAGGUCAUUGAACGCGAUCGUGUGUUUGGAUCCUUGUUGCGAAAGGUCAAGGCGGCCUAUGACUCUCACUUGACCAGAGAGGUAGGAGCGGUGCCGCCCAUGCCCGGUGUCGCAGCAAGCCUUCCAAAGGCCCUGCCCAGAGGCCUUGCAAGCGAGCCGGUUCUCGCCCCUGAGGCCUCGCAAGUGGAUGCUUCGCAGCCAUGGGAACUGCACCGCGAGAACCAGGCUCUCAAAGACCUGAUCGAAAGGUUGCACAUGGAACUUGAGGUGGCUGUGAAGCGUGAACAGCGCUGGAAGAACAAGGCUUCAAAGCUCAAGGCCCGUGCAAACGCAUCCCGCCUGUCCAGCAGCCAGUUGAUGGCCCCGGCGCAGGAAACACCCUCCUACUGGGCCGGCGCAGGCCAUGGUUUCCCACAGAUGGACGCUCAGUGGGAUGUGCGGCGAUGGGCGCGCUGGGAGCGCGGGGGCCUCUUCAUGAGCCCAGGUCCUUCCAUCCUAGCCGUCGGGAACCUGCCCUCGAUGCCUCCCAGCCAGCGCAGGUACGUGUGCAACGCGCUUGUGUUCACAAAUGGCAAGCUAGGAGAGCACGAACUACCCAUCGAGAGAUCCGUUCCACUGGCCAUCCGAAAGUACCUCGAUGAGCUCCGGCUGGAAGUCGAGAAACUUGAGGCCCAAGUGGCCGAACUUCAAGAGGAGGCGCUGCCUAAGUCUGCGGAGACCGGCGCUGUGAGGCUCAACGUGGGAGGUGACACGGGUUUCGAGCUUUUUAGAGAGCAGUUUGAUUGCUUUCCCAAGUCCCUUCUGCACUCGAUUGUAACUGGCCGCUGGGGCGGGUACACAAGCUUGGAUGAUGAUGGCCGCAUCUUCCUCGACUUAGACCCUGCACAGUUUCGUUGCGUGCUGGACUGGGCCUUUGAAGGCGCCGAAUCGGAACGCCGCCGUGCCCCGGAGACCUCGGAGCCGCAGACCUGGGGCCUGGACCUCCUGCUGCGCUUUCUCGGCUUGGCGGAAGAUCCUGCCACAAUCGUUGGAGAGCCCAAGGUGAAGCUGGACCCAGAGGAUGGUGCCAUUUGUACAUACACAGAGAUCUUUGGCGGCAAGUCCUCCGUUCAUGAAGGCUUGCUUGCCUCCUGGCGGAUCACAUCCGCGCCGUCCAGGAGGAGGGCCAAGAACUGCACCAAAGGAGAAGUGCAGCUCAGGACCAACUGGAGAAAUUGGAAACGGAACGCACAGGCUUGGAAGCAAGAAGCACGCAACAGUCAAGACUCGGCCGAUGCUGCGCGAUUGUACAUCUGUGCUGUGCUUAGGUCUACUUCAAUGCCGCGGGUCGGAUCCUGGCCACAAGCCGCGCCACGCUUCUACACUGUACGGGCUCAAUGCUUGAGCGUUGGUUUGGUGCAGAGCUCGGGCAGUGUUAAGUCUGGAAGUGCUCGGUCUUUGGGUGGUGACUGGACACUCCAAGAGAGCGACCUCGUCGGCAACGCGGUGCGGAUUGACCAGGACUCCGAGACCUUCGCGUCCGUGCUGCAGAUCCUAAGAUAUCAUCGCAUCUUCGGGCCGAGCUCUGGACUGCCCGCCGGGCAGCCCUGCCGAAAGGCCAAGCUCCCGGCUCUGCGCCAGGCCUUGUCCUACUUCCAGCUGGAGCAGGUGAAGGGCAACGGCAAAGGCUUCAAAGGCAAAGCCUCGCGGAGCGCUUCCGCCUGGUUGCGGCCGGAGUCGCUGCACAUCCCAAAACGCGAGGAGGUUUUUGAAGCCUCCUCCGACACGAACAGCCCCGUCAGAUGGGAAGUCGCCGUGGAAGUCGCUCUGUGA
This is a messenger RNA of Symbiodinium necroappetens, 2727 nucleotides long. NCBI's taxonomy places the organism in Eukaryota, Dinophyceae, Suessiales, Symbiodiniaceae. The record is from the annotation of a GenBank genome assembly.